This is a messenger RNA of Lates calcarifer (barramundi perch), 2643 nucleotides long. It is a transcript of the gene oxct1a, whose product is annotated as 3-oxoacid CoA transferase 1a. Gene Ontology annotation, biological process: ketone body catabolic process. The record is from RefSeq and is a predicted model, not a curated record. Gene Ontology annotation, molecular function: succinyl-CoA:3-oxo-acid CoA-transferase activity. Gene Ontology annotation, cellular component: mitochondrion. Lineage: Eukaryota; Metazoa; Chordata; Actinopteri; Centropomidae.
UGGCGCCGACUUUUCUAUGUGUGAGCUAACAAAGCUAGUAGCCACAUUUUAAGAGAGUUCAGCCUACAUCAUCUGUCGUGCACCGGCUGGAGCUUUCACUCUGCUCCUCGGCUCAUCCCCCCGUUUGUGUAGCUCCAAAAACAUGGCGGCCCUCAAAGCUUUGUGCAGAGCGGAGAAUUUAUUCUUCAGAAACCUCUCAGGUCCCAGCAGAACCAAAUUAAACCUCGCUAACCACCAAUGGAGCAAGACCUGUGGCUGUUACUUUUCUACCUCCAGCCAGAGAAGUUCACGGUUCUACUCUGAUCCUACAGAGGCAGUAAAAGAUAUCCCAAAUGGAGCUACCAUUCUGGUGGGAGGCUUUGGAUUAUGUGGUAUCCCAGAGAAUCUCAUCAACAGUUUACUGAAGACCGGUGUUAAAGGUCUCACUGCAGUCAGCAACAAUGCAGGAGUGGACAACUUUGGCCUGGGUCUGCUGCUCCAGACUAAGCAGAUCAAGAGGAUGAUCUCUUCAUAUGUUGGAGAGAAUGCAGAGUUUGAGCGUCAGUAUCUGGCUGGAGAGUUGGAAGUGGAACUGACGCCACAGGGUACUCUUGCAGAGAGGAUCAGAGCAGGGGGUGCUGGGAUUCCAGCCUUCUUCACAGCCACAGGCCAUGGCACACUGAUCCAAGAGGGAGGCUCUCCUAUCAAGUACAACAAAGAUGGCAGCAUUGCCAUCGCCAGUGAGAAGAGAGAGGUGAAGGAGUUCAAUGGCAGGCACUACAUCAUGGAGAAGGCCAUCACUGGAGACUUUGCAUUGGUCAAGGCGUGGAAGGCUGACAAGGCUGGAAACAUUGUUUUCAGGAAAACAGCCAGGAACUUCAAUCAGCCCAUGUGCAAGGCAGCCAAAACCACCAUAGUUGAGGUGGAGGAGGUGGUGGAUGUUGGGACCUUUGCUGAAGAGGACAUCCACAUACCCAGCAUCUACGUCCACAGGGUCGUGCAGGGAGCCAGCUACGAGAAAAGGAUUGAGAAACGCACAGUAAGGAAAAGCCAAGAACAGAAGCCCAAACCAAAGAAGGACUCGGAUAUUGUUCGGGAGAGGAUCAUUCGCAGGGCUGCUCUGGAGUUUGAGGAUGGGAUGUAUGCUAACCUUGGUAUUGGUAUCCCCAUGUUGGCUAGCAACUUUAUAAAACCAGACAUCACUGUACACCUUCAAAGUGAAAAUGGAAUUUUGGGACUGGGCCCAUACCCCACUGAGGAUGCAGUGGAUGCAGACCUGAUUAAUGCUGGAAAGGAGACUGUUACAGUGCUCCCUGGGGCUGCCUACUUCUCCAGUGAUGAGUCAUUUGCCAUGAUUCGAGGGGGUCACAUCAACCUGACAAUGCUGGGAGCCAUGCAGGUGUCAAAACACGGAGACCUAGCCAACUGGAUGAUCCCUGGUAAGAUGGUGAAGGGAAUGGGAGGAGCCAUGGAUUUGGUGGCUAGCGCUGGAACCAAGGUGGUUGUCACCAUGGAGCACUCAGCUAAGGGAGGAAAACACAAAAUAUUGGACAAAUGCAGUCUGCCUUUGACAGGGAAACAGUGUGUGGAUCGGAUCAUCACAGAAAAGGCUGUGUUUGAUGUGGAUAAGACAAAAGGCCUGACUCUGAUAGAAAUAUGGGAGGGGCUCACCCCUGAGGAUAUCAAGGCAUGCACUGGCACAGAUUUUGAGGUGUCUCCUAACCUGAAGGCCAUGCAGCAAAUCUAGAGGAGCUUGCAAAGGGUCUAAGAUGUGUUUUUGGUUUGUGUCACGUCAUUUCUCUGCAGCCAGAGUGGUCAAAUGAGCUUAUGAAAAACAAAUUCUUUGGUUCUGUUUCCUGGUAAUCAGCAUGCAAAUAUCAAAAGGAUUUAGUCCUCACUAUUAUUAUCUGAAUGGGACACAAGGGAGCCAACAUGCGUGGUUCUUUUGUGUGAUCUGACAAAUGACUAGGGAACAUUACGUUGUUGCCUACUACACCACUAAGUUAUUAAUUUUUACUGUUUGUGCAGCUAUCACCAAAUAAGCCAUCUGAUAUUCUAAUGAAAACCGGGAUUAUUCUUUAUAUGUUCUCUAAGAAAAAUACUGUUUACUACUACUGUGAACAAAAAUUCAACAGUAACUCAAUAUAUACUUCAACUCUUGAAUCAUAUUUACUCUAAGAUCAAUACUGUUACCAUGUUAGCUGGCAAAGCUGAGAUGUAAUGAGUUUAGAAAAUAAAUGUGUGCUGUAGGUCAGGUGAUUUCUCACUCAGCAGAAGGGAGUAUGUAUGUAGUUGUUUAAACUUGUGCUGCACCAGGUUAAAAAAAAAAAAAAAAAAAUAUAUAUAAUAAUAAAUAUAUAUAUAUAUAUAUAUAUAUAUAUGCAUCCACUGUAAGAUAUCUUUUCUCAUUUGGAAAUGAAACGGUAUUGUAUCAUAAUGAGGUGUGAUAAUCACUUCACAGCAGCAAACUGUAUGUCAACCUGUAUUUUUUUUUUUUUUUCUCUCAGUGUCAUAUACAGUAUUUCAGUUGUUGUUGACUUUGUGGGCAUGUCAUACAUUUCAACCAGAACACAUGAAGCCUUAACAUUUUUUACUCAGACUUCUGCUGACCCCCUGCCUUUGUCUAUAAAAUAAAAUACGACCCUGUGUGCUGAGUGGAACACA